Rotaria sp. Silwood1 is the source of this 537-nucleotide messenger RNA. The record is from the annotation of a GenBank genome assembly. NCBI's taxonomy places the organism in Eukaryota, Metazoa, Rotifera, Eurotatoria, Philodinida, Philodinidae.
AUGACUGAAUUUAAAGAUAACUUUAUGUAUAUCAAUAAUAUGAUGAAUGAUUUUCAUGUAGAAUAUUUUAAAAAUGUUAUUAUGAAAUCAAAACGUUUUCUAUCUUUGUUAUUGUUAACAUAUAAUGAAAAAUGUAAUACAAAUAUAAAUGAAGAUUUAUUAAUUGAACAAUUAAAUAUUGUUACAAAAGAAUUAAAUGUAUAUGAUAUUAAAUUUAGUCCUAUAGUUGAAUCUUAUUCUAAUGAUUUUUCAUGUGGUACACCUCAUCGACUACAAAGUUUAGAAGGUGGAUAUUUGUUAGAAAAGCAAAUUUUUGGUACUAUUAAAUAUAAUUUUUGGUAUGAUGAUAGUUGUUGUCAAUUGAUAUUUGAUAAAAAUACAUGGUUAUCAUCAACAAAUAGUUGUUUAUUUACAAGUGAUAUAUUAGCAAAAUUCGAAUGUAUGAGUAAUGAAAAUCGAAAAUUUCGUAGAAAUAUUGAAAAUAUACAAUUUUUUGGAAUGGAACAUCGUAUUAAUGGAUUAUUUACAUAUGAAUAA